This is a messenger RNA of Zootoca vivipara (common lizard), 5820 nucleotides long. RefSeq names its product thioredoxin domain containing 16 (gene TXNDC16). NCBI's taxonomy places the organism in Eukaryota, Metazoa, Chordata, Lepidosauria, Squamata, Lacertidae. The record is from RefSeq and is a predicted model, not a curated record.
GGGGCGGCAGGAGGGCGCCCUGCAGGUAGCAGGAGAAGAGGACGGUGCGCAGCGCCGCCCAGAGCAGGCAGAGGAAGAGGCAGACGGAGCGGUAGCUGAGCCGCUUCUCCCGGUAGUAGAGGAGCAGCCAGAGCUGCAGUGGGAUAUUUUGGGUCCUUUCAGAACAUGGCAGCGCUCUAGCACUGAGCAUGAAGUCAUCGGACUGGUUCGACUGGGAUGCAUUGGGAUUCAGAAGAGAAGCCCCCCGGAACCCCAGGUUGCUUGGGAUGCCAUCGUGCCACGUGGGCCCCCAAAUAUUUAGCAGAGGCGGGCAACUGGGAUCUGCCAACUUCGCAACUGGGGGAGAGGCGAGCAGCCAUCUGGAAGGCAACGGCUGCACGUGGAGAUCUGGGCUCCCUGCGCCAGCUGUAAACCACUGAAGUCAUGUCAUGGCCAAAAACGAACGGGUGGGCAACCCCUUUCUCUCUCCUCUUCUUAUGGGCUUCCUACAUGUCUACAACAAGCCAGGCAGAGGACAUAGUGGCCCUGGAACAUCUCAGCAGCUUGCAACCAUCCAAAGCGUCUUUGGUUUAUUUUCGGAGGGACACUUCUCCAUCUGCUGAGAUGUUCUUGGAACAGCUGGAGAAAUCCACGGAAGCGCUCCGAGAUUAUGGGAUUUCAGUCCUCAAGGUCAACUGCCACAGUGGAAAAGCAUCGGGUUACUGCAGAGAUGACAGCUCAGUGGGGAAAGCAUAUCUGUUCAGGGGACACAUGCUGCUUCGUGAGCUCCCCACGGACGCCUUGUUCAGUGUGGAUGCCAUUGUGGCCAACGUGCUCUUUGCUCUCCUUUUCAACGAAGUGAAAUACAUCGCCACCCUAGCAGACCUCCAGAAGCUGGAAAACUCUCUGAAGGGCCACUGGGACCUUGUCUUUGCCUACGUGCAGGCUGUUGGGACGGCAGAGCACAGAGCGUUGAUGGAGGCUGCUUUCGUCUACGACUCUCUUAAGUUUGCCUUGACCACGGAAGUGAUGGUUUUGAGGAGCAUUCGCAGUGGAGAGCCGGACGUGCCAAGCUCUAAGCUCUUUUUCUGCCACUGCAAAGUGGCCACGGAUCUGGACCAGCCGUGCCGGAGGACUCUGAUGGGGCACCCGAUGACCACGCUGAACAUCCACAAGUUCCUGAAGCUGAUGGGGGAGCCCCUCGUGGCAGAGGCUACAGAAGACCCAGAAAAGGUUUCUACCACUCACCUCCACCUGGGCCUUCCGCUGAUCUUCAUCCUGACCCACGAGGAAACCUUUCAGGCUGAUAAAGGAAUUGCAGAGUUUGUGGCCUGGCAGCUGCUGGGCAAAGCUGGAGUCCUCCUCUUGUCAAGGAGCUCCGUCAGCCUGGAUGUUCUUCUUCCCCGGUAUAACGUUGCCCUCAAGACACCCGAAGAGGGUGCGCCUGUUAAAUACUUGGUUCUGAAAGACAUGGAUGAGAUCAUAGCCUUGGUGGAAAAUGGCAAGCAGAGCGAACCCACACAGGAACGUGAGGAGGAGGAGGAGGAGGAAGAGGAGGAGGAGGAAGAAGAUGGUGAGAACUACGAACAAGAGAUCCAGGACGACGAGGUGGUGGAAUCGGUCGUCAGGGACCGGAAGCGUGAACUUCCUCUUGAGCACAUCCAGACCCUGACGGAGGACUCCUUUGCCCCUGCUCUGGCAAAGACCAACUCCACAGCGGUGCUCUUCUAUGCCAGCUGGGAAGCUGUCUCCCUGGUCGUGAUACAGUCCUACGCCGAAGUCGCUGCCCGUCUGCAAGGGACUCCUGAGAUUACGCUUGCGAGGGUCAACUGCUGGGACUGGCCAGACCUCUGCAAACAGCAAAAUGUCACCCAGUUUCCGACCAUCAAGAUGUAUGUGGAAGCGGGGAGGUGGCUGGUCUACUCUGGGAUGUGGGGAGUUGAGGCGAUGCUAAGCUUCAUUGAGCUAAGCAGAACCUCCUGUCCGGUGAAGUUGACAACGCCCGAAGAGGUGGAAGACUAUUUAAGGGUCAAAACUUCAGUUUCUGUUUUGGGACUGUUCGACUCGAGCAUGAGUGAAGCGAGAGAAGCUUUCGUUGGAGCCGGAAGAGUCCUCAGUGGAUACGUCACAACAGGAAUCUAUGACGAAGAGGAUGCCGAGAUUCUGUCCCAUAAAUAUAAGGCGCCCCUUCCAGCUUUGCUGGUUGCUAGGCCCGAGGCGAGGACGGUCAUCCACCUCUCAAAGCUCAGUGUGCAAGACAUGGUUGAAGUUAUCCGCCGUGCAUUACUGGAAACCUUUCCCGAAAUCACCGUGGGCAACCUCCCGGAGUACUUCCAACUGGAGAAACCUUUGCUCCUCCUGUUCAGCGAUGGGGCUCUGGGUGAAAGCCAUGAAGGAGAAAUGAGGCGUUUGGCCACAGAAGAGCGCCGGGAAGAGUUUGUUCCCUGCUCGAUGAACCUCAAAAACACCCCUGCAGGAAGAGGAAUCCUAAAGGCCUAUUUUGGGAGCUCCGUCCCUCCGCUGCCUCUCCUCCUCUGGAUCAACCUCCAUUCUGGGGGUCAAGUGUUUGCUUUUCCUCCGGAUCAAUCGGUUUCUGAAGCAAACAUCUUAGCUUGGAUCAAAAAGCUGAAAUCUGGCCAAGAAGUUCCGAGCACUGUCCUGUCGGGUGACGAGUGGAAGCCCCGCCUCCCCGCCUACGACUUCCUGAGCAUGAUGGAACCGUCGCUGCCGGAAUUUACCAUCUACAGCCGGGGGAGCGUUGGAACCUACCAGAAGGAAGAGGAGGAGGAGGGGGGCCCCAGAGGAAUGGCAUCAGCGGGGGCAGCAAGAGAGGACCCCACGGAAGACUCUAUCGUAUCUGAGCUGGAGAAAGACCAGCCGACUGGAGGGGACCUGAGAGGAACAGCCCCCCGCCUGGCAGCAAGGGAGAAGCAGGCGAAACGCCACGCCGAGCUGUGAAAUUCGCAGAAUUUUUCGGAAGCAGGAAACGGGCAGCAUGGCCCAGGGGUGAUGGGAAUUGUAGUCCACCUGGAGGGUCCUUUGGUGCCGGUGACUCCUGCUCUAACCUGCGACCAUACUCAGAUUUGCUGGUUUUCCCCCCAGGGCAUCGCCAGAAGCUUCUCUCGGUCCUUUCCGGUCCGGGGCUGAAACCUUGACCCUUGUGUGGGCAAAAUGUAGUUCCACCCCUGAGCUGCGGCCUCUCAAUCUCCGGGCAGGUGUAGGAGCAUCUUCCGGGACAUGGAAAAUGGCGACCUCAAUGGUGGCGGCUUGGUGUUGUCUUCUUCGCCGAAGGAUUUCAGCUGACUUCUCUUGAGGCCUCACCAGAGCCUGUGUGUCCUCCUCAUACCUGCCAAGUCCCUGCCUGAGAAAUAAGGAACUGGACCAGAAGUAGCAGACCGGAAGUCGCGCUGCAGCCAUUUUGGAACUCGGCAGAGCAGCAUCAAAAGUCGCUUCAGAGCAUGCUCCGCCCAGUUCCAAAAUGGCCGCUGUGCCAGAAUAAACCGGGGGAAAACAAAAAAAAUUCUGUUUUUUCGGCUGGGAACAGCUGAAAAAAUGGGGGUUUCCCGGGGAAAACGGGAGACUUGGCAGCUAUGGUCCUCCUGCCCUUCUUUCGGAGGUCAUUUGUAAACUCUUGGUGUCUUUUGUUCCAAAAUGAGCCUACGUUCUGGAGCCAGGAGGAGCCUUGUUUUGGAAGGUUUGUGUAUGUGUGGUGUGAGAGAGGAAUUAUGGCUCCUACACGUGAGCUGUUCUUCGAGAACUCAUUCUGAUUUGCUUGCACAAACUUGUAGAGUUGGAAGGGACCUCGAGGGUCGGGAGUCCGGGUGCCUUCAAUGCAGGAAUCUUUUGCCCAAUGUGGUGUUCGAACCCACGACCCUGAGAUGAAGAGUCUCAUGCUCUACCCAUUGAGCUGUCCCUGCCUCACAGAGGUUAGACUGUAGACACUUCCAGGCGGUUGCUGUUUUGGGUGGGAUUCAAUCACAUAUUGGCAAAUUGAGGUUGCACAAUUGAUUGGCAGGUCUUGUGCAACGAACCAGCCUUAGCUCAGUUGCAGAGCUUCUCCAUGUAGGGGUGAGAGGAGCCCUUUUCCUGAAACCCUGGAGAGCUGCUGCCGGUCAGUGUAGGCAAUACUGAACUAGAUGGACCAGUGGUCUGAUUCAGUAUAAGGCAGCUUCCUAGUAUUCCAAAAGAUGUGUGUUUGUGUGUGAAGGGAAGGAGUGGGAAAAUGCUCUGGAAAGUCUGUGGGAUCACAGUUGCGUUGACGCAACUUCGCCUAACGUCCCUGCAAACAAGCCAGUGUGAGCGCUCAUUAAAUAGCCAAUGUUAUCUAAUCUCCCUACAAACAAAUCAGGCCGAAUGCUCAAUGAGCACGUCGGCCAGAAGCAACCUUUAUCCAGUCUUUAUCGAGCAUUUGUUCAGAUUUGUUUGCAAAGUGGCAACGCGACAAUGAGCAUUCCUCUUGGUUUGCUUCCUCGAUGGUUCCGUGGCUUCCCAUUAAGCACCCACCCACCCUUUGCGGCGCAUUCCCUGUCGCCUUGCCAACCCCAAAAAGCAGCAUGCUGUUCCUGUUGCAGAACGUAGUUAAUUACAGCCAUACCUUGGAUCCCGAACGCCUUGGUACUCGGACAUUUUGGCUCCCGGAUGCCGCAAGCCCGGAAGCGACUGUUCCUGUUUGCAAACAUUCUUUGGAACCCGAAUGUCCAACCGGAAGCCAUGCCUUGCUUUCUGAAUAUUUUGGAAGUCGAACAGACUUCUGGGACGGAUUCCGUUAGACUUCUAAGGUACGGCUGUAUGGCGAAAACAGGCCCUAUUGAAAGCACUCGGGGGGGGGGGAAGCGGAGGGCGCCCAGAGCAGAAUUGCUCGAUGGGUAAAAUCCCCUCCCCAUGGGGGGUGCCCAGGGGUGUGAUGCGAUAGCAACUUUCACAAUUCUGCCACCUUGUAAAAGAGCCAGCUGCUGGCUGGCAUUCAUUCUUCACAUGACCAAGAACUGGCCCUUGAUGGCUUCCAGAUGGGGCUGAUAGUUGAGAGCGGUUUUAAUGGAGCUCUUGUUAUCCGGACCCAGCUGGAGCUUGGACCUGUAAAACCCUAAGUGCCGCUCGUGAUUAAUAGAGCUUGCUGAGCUGGGACCUGAAAGCUUUUAUGAGCUCAUGGGGGAAAGCUGGUCCACUAGGCAUUAAUUUUAUCUUGGGGGAAUGACAUUAUACAUAUGGCUAUGCUUUAUGCCGCCUUGAAUGGAGGCUGUAAGAGCUCAGGGGCCAGGUGAACAGCAGCUGUAGGCAAACAGUGCAUUUGUUAUUGCUUUUAAACUGGCCUCAGUCCUAAGAUCAAGGAAGGCAUGUGCCUAGAGCCCUGAUCCGCCUGCGGUCCCCUAAAUGCCUCUCCAGAGUGUCAGGGGACUCUCCUGAAGUCCUGGAGAACCACUGCUGGGCAGUUUUGACAGUGCCGAGCUCGGUGGUCCCGUGGUCUGGCUCAGUAGAAGGCAGUUUGCUACGUUCCUGCUUUCCCCCACUGAUGAAAAGCGUCUGCGGAGGGCUGGGCUGGCCGCUACUGAGCAUUGUGGGAGAACUGCAAGGAGGAGAUGGGAUAAACUUACGGAUGUCUUCUCUUCUCCAGGCUUUGUAAUAGUGUGAUGUUGAAUGUUCAUUAUCUGACCUACACCAGACAGCCCCAGGGUGGCUUGCAGCAGUAGAAAUCACAGCGUUAAAAAAACAGUCACAGCUAGAGUGGGUCUCUCCCCCUCCCCCUUUGUGUAUGUGUAUAAUCAAGUGUCAAAUUUUAGGAUUCUAGCCAAUAUAUCUUCUUGUGCACAAGACUGCCCUGGUAUCCACAUCUCUUUCAGCUCU